This is a messenger RNA of Callorhinus ursinus (northern fur seal), 1165 nucleotides long. It is a transcript of the gene ATP5PB, whose product is annotated as ATP synthase peripheral stalk-membrane subunit b. Gene Ontology annotation, molecular function: proton-transporting ATP synthase activity, rotational mechanism. The record is from RefSeq and is a predicted model, not a curated record. Lineage: Eukaryota; Metazoa; Chordata; Mammalia; Carnivora; Otariidae. Gene Ontology annotation, biological process: proton motive force-driven ATP synthesis.
UCAGUGGACGAAGGGCACAAUGUUCUCUUCUCGCGAGACUUGUGAGCGACCAUCUUGCUCCCGCCCCUGACAGAGACUCUUGCCCGGGUCACUGGGACGCAGGACCUGCUGUCCGGACCCUGGUUAACCAUGCUGUCCCGGGUGGUUUUUUCUGCGGCCGCCGCAGCGGCUCCCUGUCUGAAGAACGCAGCUCUCCUUGGUCCAGGGGUAUUGCAGGCAACAAGGAUCUUCCACACAGGGCAGCCAAGUCUUGCCCCUGUACCACCUCUUCCUGAACAUGGAGGAAAAGUUCGUUUGGGGCUGAUCCCCGAAGAAUUCUUCCAGUUCCUUUAUCCCAAAACUGGCGUAACAGGACCGUAUGUGCUUGGAACCGGACUUAUCCUAUAUUUUCUGUCCAAAGAAAUAUAUGUGAUUACUGCAGAGACCUUCUCUGCCAUAUCAACAAUAGGGCUGCUUAUCUAUGUAGUUAAAAAAUAUGGUGCCUCUAUUGGAGAAUUUGCUGAUAAACUCAAUGAGCAAAAAAUUGCCCAACUAGAAGAGGUGAAGCAGGCUUCCAUCAAACAAAUCCAGGAUGCAAUUGAUAUGGAGAAGUCACAGCAGGCCCUGGUUCACAAGCGCCAUUACCUUUUUGAUGUCCAGAGGAAUAACAUUGCUAUGGCACUGGAACUUACUUACCGGGAACGGCUGCACAGAGUAUACAGGGAAGUGAAGAAUCGCCUGGACUAUCACAUCUCUGUGCAGAACAUGAUGCGCCGAAAGGAACAAGAGCACAUGAUAAACUGGGUGGAGAAGCAUGUGGUGCAGAGCAUCUCUGCACAGCAGGAAAAGGAGACAAUUGCCAAGUGCAUUGCAGAUCUAAAGCUGCUUGCAAAGAAGGCUCAAGCACAGCCAGUUCUGUAAAUGCGUCUAUCCUGGUGGAGACAGCUAGAAACAUUUGACUAAAGAAACUAGUCCAUGGAACAAAAGCUUUCUGUAUUGAUGUCUACUGAAGUUAAACUUAACCUUUCCUAAAAAUGAAAAGUUUGUUUCAUAUAGAGAAUUAAAACAAUCUAUUGGCCAAUGAGAUGUUUUUCAUCCUUCUUGCUCUGUAUUUUGAGUUCCAUGAUCACUUUUGAAUGAGCAGUUUGCUGUUAAUAAAAUUCGUUGGCUGACUAACGAUUACCAA